CUUACUUCCGCCACUUCUCAUCACUGCUUCAACGCUCUGGCUCGCUCGCCGCCGUCUAGAUGACGCGAUUUGGCGAUUUCAAACCUCUCUGCUCCGAUACACCCUCGUACACCUGGUGUAACCUAUUCUACCGUCAACUUCAGCGUAUACAGAAUGGAACAACUCCCCUUCUGCAGGAUCUGUCGAACAAUUCAGUAACAGCACCGGUCGGCAUAAACCCAACAUGUGGGAUCGAAAGAGCCGGUCAAAAUGGGAGUUUAGGAAACAUAGCGAAUAUCAUCCUAUGUGGUUUGAGUGUGUUCGUCGUAAUUGGGUUGAUUGUACUGGUUUCGAGGAGAAAGGCCGCAGUGGGCAGAGUGGAAUUUCGCUUUUUCCUGAUACUUUACCUACUCACCCUCCCGUUUCAAUUACUUACAACCGGUUCGCUGCUCGAACAAGGGUCCACCGCUCUCGUUGCACUAACCGCUAUCCAUGCUGGUCUCGUAGCAACAUUAUUCUGGAGUCUUCUGUCCAACGCCCUCGUUUCCACGCAGGUUGUAGAAGAUGGUACAAUUUCAUCAAUACUACCUUUCACGAUAUUCGCUAUUGCCUUCUUUGCUGGCACGACCUACAUCUCCUUCGACGUUGCACUUGGCGUUACACGAACAAUCGGUACCCCCAAUGGGGACCCGCUGGACUUGCACAGUGUGCCCUUGUUCGUGCUAACCAGUAUAUGGCCGGGAGGUGCCGCCAUUCUUUACUUCCUCUUGAUAACAUACAUAGUCCUUGCUGUGCUGAGAGAGGUCAAGCCAAUGCUCUACUACGCGAUGGCAGCGGCGUUGUUUGUCUUGAGUCAACUUGCGUGGUUCCUACUCGGGAGGGUGAUGUGUUCGGUGAGUAGAUCUGGCUGUGCUCUCAUUUGCUAUGUUUUGGUCUCGAUUUCCUACCCCUCGAAACGAUUCGUACCCUCUGUUCCCCCUUUGUACACUGCAUAAAUCACCCACAGCUGAUUUUUACCCUUCGGGUUUAUUACUUUUCAUUUCUUACCCGGUCACGGCAGCUACUUCAGGCACCUUUCAUAUCUGACCCAUUCUCAAGUCCAUUUCCCCCGAGUUCAAGACUUUUCUUUUCACGCGUGCUGACUAUUGUUCCAAACGCUUAUUAGGGCUCGAGCGGAAAGGUUGAUGGCUCUUUCAUAGCCACGUUACUCGAAACUGCAGCAGUGUGUGUGCUGUAUCUGGCAUGGAGGAGUAUCACUGAGGGUGCGUGUUCUCCUUGAUUAUUUCGUCCCUCUAUAGAGGAUAUUCGGUCUCUCUUACUUCGCUGUUCGGGGCUGAUACCUUCCAUGCAGAAUCAUGGGAUGAUUACUACUAGAGGUCUCCGUGGCCUGAACCUAAACCUUCAACGACCCGUCACGUUUGUUUGCCCAGGUACAGGAAUUGCGCGUCCAGAUUGUAUAUUAUCCAUGGUUUUGUGUGCUCAGAUUCUCCUGGUUUACCGAGUCCCAUCAUCAGAACAGCUUGUACCCCGUUACAGUUCGAGCCCACCGUCGUAAUAGCUAUAUUCCACGAACAAAAUCUAUCUCUAAUCAUUCAUGUAUGCGCUAACCAGGUACUACCUUCUGCCUCUUCGAGCUGUGACUCUUCCGGUGUUUGUUUUCUUUCCUUCUUCCAAUCGACAACUUGAAGCCACUCCUUAUCGUUUUCUGUUCCUUGCUUUGCGUCGCCUCCUUCCACACUUAUACAUACCUCACCCUCAUGGCCCUCCCUCACCUGGCCUUACGUACUUUCUUUCUUUCAACGUGGAUCGUUUUUAUCUUGAACAUAAAAGAGGAAUCAAC
Marasmius oreades (fairy-ring Marasmius) is the source of this 1819-nucleotide messenger RNA. RefSeq lists its product as uncharacterized. Gene Ontology annotation, biological process: protein folding. The record is from RefSeq and is a predicted model, not a curated record. NCBI's taxonomy places the organism in Eukaryota, Fungi, Basidiomycota, Agaricomycetes, Agaricales, Marasmiaceae. Gene Ontology annotation, cellular component: endoplasmic reticulum membrane. The transcript is spliced from 4 exons. Bases 60 to 974 code for a protein of 304 amino acids.